CACCGCCGUAGGGCUACCGGCCGCGGCCGACUGGAGGAGAGGCGAACGGAAAACAACCCAGCUCCAGAACCAAAAUCAACAAAGGCAGGAGGCCGGUCACCCCUUCACGGCGCGCGCUCACGCACGCAGCGGGGUGAGCACCGCGGUCCCGGGCGCGCGGGUGCCAGACUACGCAGUCCUCCGCGGGGCUGAGCGCCGAGGCACUUGGCGCGCUUGCGCGGUAGGAUUUGGGGAGGCUUUUUAAUGAGAAUCCGUACAUUAAGACAAUGGAAAAAAUACAAGCAAUUGUGAAGAAGCCUUGCCAAGGAAAAUUGAAGGAAGAAUAGGCAAUCAAGGCCCAGGGAAGAAAGAAUAAACCUGCCAUCUGUAAGGUGAGAUGACUUGGCUAAAGACUCUCAGAAAGAACCUGCAGACAUGGCUGAUCCUGGGGCAGACGAGCCGUCCUCCAGGUCAGGGAGUCCAGCGGGUGAAGGUCAGGAUUCUGAGGACAGAUCCUUGCUCCACCAGAGACUGGCCAUCAGGGAGCUCAUUGACACCGAGGUCUCCUACUUACACAUGCUCCGACUCUGCUCCUCUGACAUCAGGAGCCGCCUCCAGCAGCUGCCGCAGGGAGACCUGGAUGUCCUGUUCUCAAACAUGGAUGAUAUCAUCAAGGUGAACGACAAAUUUCUUCAUGAUCUGCAGGAGACGGCUUCUGAGGAAGAAGAGCAAGUGCGCCUAAUUGGGAACUUGUUCCUGGACUUCCAAGAGGAGUUCGAGCGAGUCUAUAAGGUCUACUGUGCCAGCUAUGACCAGGCCUUGCUGCUGGUGGAGGCGUACCAGAAGGAGCCAGAGCUGCAGCGGGAGAUCCAGGACAUCAUUGAGGCCGUGGUGCCACAAGCUGGACGUUCAGGCCUCAGUUUCUUACUGGUAAUCCCUCUGCAGAGGAUUACCAAGUACCCAUUGCUGCUGCAGAAAAUCCUGGAGAACACACUCUCUGAUGCCAGUGCCUACUCUGUCCUCCAGAGGGCUACCUCUGCCCUCCGGGACGUGAAUGCCAACAUCAAUGAGUACAAGAUGCGCAAGGAAGUGGCCUCCAAGUACAACAAGGUGGAGCAGCUGACCCUCCGGGAGCGGCUGGCCCGCAUCAACACGCACACACUCUCCAAGAAGACCACCCGGCUGAGCCAGCUGCUGAAGCAGGAGGCGGGGCUGGUACUGAGGACAGAAGACAAGGAGUUUGAUGACUUAGAAGAGAGGUUCCAGUGGGUGUCUGUGUGUGUGACCGAGCUGAAGAGCAACGUGGCCGCUUACCUGGAUAAUCUGGAGGCUUUCCUCCGCUUCAGGCCACAUGACUACGAUCUGGACGUGCCCGAGGGGCCUGUGGCGCACUACCGCAGCCUGGCGAGGGACCUGCAGCGCGAGGCCUUCCUGGAGUUCAAGCAGCGGCUGGAAGGCCUGGUGUGGCAGCCACUGUGCAGCCUGGCCAAAGCCCUAGUUGGCCCUCAGAACUUGAUCAAGAAGCGUCUGGACAAGCUACUGGACUUUGAGCGGGUAGAAGAGAAGCUGCUGGAGGCGGGCAGUGUGAGCUAUGAGGAGGAGGCAGCCCGGCACACGUACCAGGCGCUCAACUCCCUGCUGGUGGCGGAGCUCCCGCAGUUUAACCAGCUGGCUCUGCAGUGGCUGGGCCAGAUCCUGUGCACGUUCGUGGCCCUCCAGAGGGACCUGGCAAAGCAAGUGCUGCAGAGGGCGGAGGGCAGCAUGAACCAGCUGCCCCACCGCCAUCUCUUGGAGCCGGCCUUCAACAAGCUGGUGGAGGACACCCUAGGCCAGGCCAGUGACCAGCUUCGCUCCUUCCGAGAGAACUUUGAGAAAGUGCUGCCACCGCCCACCACACAACCCCUCCUGCCAGGGUCUGAACGCCAGGUGCAGGCUCUCCUGAGCAAGUAUGGCCCUGGGAAGCUGUACCAGGUGACAAACAACGUCAGCGGGCCUGGGACCCUGGACCUGACACUGCCACGGGGCCAGAUCGUGGCCCUCCUUCAAAACAAGGACACCAAAGGCAACAGCGGCCGCUGGCUGGUGGACACUGGGGGCCAUCGGGGGUACGUGCCGGCUGGGAGACUGCAGCUGUACCACAUCGUUCCCAGUGACCAGGAGCUCAGAGGGCAGGUGGGGCCACAUGUGGACUCCCGGCAGCCAGCACCACAGCGCACCUCAGCCCCAGUCCCUUCUCUCUCUGCUGUGCCCCAGGUGGUCGCUGCUUACCCCUUUGUGGCCCGGAGCCACCACGAAGUGAGCCUGCAGGCCGGCCAGCCCGUGACCGUCCUGGAGGCUCAGGACAAGAAGGGGAACCCAGAGUGGAGCCUGGUGGAGGUGAACGGACACAGGGGAUAUGUGCCUUCUAGCUUCCUGGCCAGGGCCCCAAACCCAGCUCCAUGGGGCUGGAGUCUGCCCUCAUAGGGUGUUCUCCGUGGAGCCCAUGUUGCCAGAGGAGGAGAUGGGAAUAGAGGCUGUGACCUUGGAGGGAAGAGAGGCAAAGAAAGGGCAGGGGUAGAAGGGAAGACCAGACCCGUGUCGGGGAAGGACACCUGGAAGGCAGCCAGAACAGGUGGGUGGGCCACAAAGGCUUAAGGCAGGACUACUCGUUCUGUCUGCUCAGGGAAACCAUCCCAUGCUGGGUCACACACCCUGGACAGCAGGCCACAGCUCACUGGCCAGUCUCCCCCGUGCCUCUGUCAGGGCCUGCCCGUGGGAGUGCUUACCCAGGUGAAUGUUACCUGUGUGCUGGGUGUUUGCAGAACUGCCCGGCCUGACUGUUCACUACCUGUAAGUGGCAUCAGGAGACACCAUGGCUGGCAGUCACUGAUUCCCCGACUUGGGCUGCGGGGUCUUGGGCAGUAAACCAUGGGGAGCCCUCUCAGGCCAGGACCUAUGGGUUUGUCUGAGCUGUGCAUGGGUUCCCAGGAGACUCUUUGCUGUGCCUGCGAGUGGGAGUGACCAAGUCACAGUUCUGGAAUGUGUGUGAGCAAGUUCAGAGGCAGUUCCCAGGAAGAGGGGACUUUUGACAGCAUGUCAGGUGCACCAGGGGACAAAGUGCCAUGCAAAGCAGACAGGAACCUGAAGUAGGCUGGGGUGGGCCUGGUGGGUGGGGGAGGUUGGGUCAUGGCCCGUUUCCCUGUUUCUGGGGAGGAGAGUCAAGAGGAUCCACCGUAGUUUCAGGUUGUCUCUGAGGGCCUCGAGGCUUGUGACAUCAGCUGGCUGUGGGACCUGAGACACAGGAUACAACCAGUGUUUUCCCAUCCAGGAAGCCCUGACUCACAGGAGAAUAAAGUGAGGCUAAGGAUGUGGAGGCCCUGGCAACCUGUGACAGCAAUGCCAGUGGCCCCAGCUGGCCAGGCUGGCGAGUGGAAGCUCCCUGCUGUCUGGCCCCACGCCCACCCCAGGGCAGCAGGCAUUGUCACCGUUUGGAAUCUUUUCCCAUUGCCCUGGGAUCUCUUUGGAGUUGUUCUCAGUACUGCAUUCUGGGUAGCCAAUCUCUUGAACUUGGAAAGCCAUCUCUCACUUACUCUCAAAACAGUUCCUGUUCCAGGAAGAUGACCCCUGGCGGCCAUGUUGGGUGCAGUCCCUGCUGCCUAUUCCCCUCUCGGCUGUUGCGGGCUGAGAUAUAGGCAAGAUUCACAGACGGGGAAAGUGAGGCACUGUGCCUGCUGUAUGACCUAGAGAGUUUGGAAGUGACUUGAGUUAGAAUGUGUUUAAGCAGGUGGUAUCUUAGAUUUAUUUCCUAAGAACACCCUGUGCUAUAACUAGAGUCCCUAGUGCUGUCAGCCCUGGGUUUGGAAGGGCUUCUAAGCAAUCUGUAGAUGCCCAUAUCAUCGCAGCUGUCCGCCUCUCAGCCUGUUAAAGCAGUGACUGUGUGACAUGCCAGCAGCUCGGUCCCCACCACGCCCCCGCCCCAGCACCACGCCCAUUUGACGAGAUGCCCUUGUCGCAUUUUACUUUCUUUUUCCUUCUCCAGUUUCUGAUAAAAAAUAGUCAAUGCUGAGGAGCAGAUAGUAGAAUGGGAACUUUACUCAUGGGUUGCUCAGCUGGGACCCAAGCUCAGGGCUCCCCACUGUGGCUGCUCGCUGGGCAGCGGGAAGCAGUACAGGAAGCCAGGAUCCCUGCCAGGCCCUGAUCUGAUUGAACUGGGGUGCGGCCAGGGCCCCAGGAGGUGGGGGGGGGAUUCGGGGAGUUUCCCAGGUGCUUCCAAGGUCAAGCCAAGGCUGGGGUCAAGACAGCCCUGGGGUCAGCAAUGGCUAUGAGCUGUUGGGAAGAAUGUGUUCUGGGUGAGCCUAGUCAACCUGGCCAUUCCAAACAGGGUAGCCUUAGAGGCAGUCUGAGAUAGGACAGCCUGUCAGGUCCCAGAAUGUAUUUUUAUUAAGUGCCAUUAAAAGGGACCUGAACAAAACUGGAUGUUCUUGUAGGCAUAGGGAGAAAAAUGGAAUGUUCUUGGAAUCACGUCUAUCUUGUGGAGGGAAAAUAAGAUGUAUUCAGCAGCAUGUGGGUUAUGGUUUCUCGUAGACCAGGGCUAAGAUUGAAAGUCACUGAAGAGUGAGAGGAUGGCACGUGGUCUGCAUUUUCUUCAGGGGACUCUGCAAUGUGCCUUCCCCCCGCUCCCCCACGCCUAGAACCAUUGCACUGUGUCUUAUUUAUUUCUCCGCUGGGCUGCCACGUCCCAAACUUGCUAAAAUAGCUGCCUGUGAACCGAACAAGACUUUCCAUCGAAGACUGAUUCACAAGCGUAUCCCUUGCUCUCCUGCUGUGGGAGUGAGACCCUCUAACCAUCCGGCCCUUGCUCAGUUUGGGAUAUGAGGGCAAGAGUUACAGUUUCAAAGGGCAGAUGGGUGAAUUCUUGGUUAACGUGACAAACGCCAGCUCCGUGAGUGCUGAUGUGAGCAGCUGAGAAUAAAGGGCUGAAGAUGA
Molecule: messenger RNA, 4944 nt
Organism: Lepus europaeus (European hare)
Lineage: Eukaryota; Metazoa; Chordata; Mammalia; Lagomorpha; Leporidae
Gene: ARHGEF37
Product: Rho guanine nucleotide exchange factor 37
Exons: 14
Coding region: 415-2442 (675 amino acids)
Cellular component (GO): cytoplasm
Molecular function (GO): guanyl-nucleotide exchange factor activity; protein binding
Source: RefSeq, a predicted model, not a curated record